Seminavis robusta is the source of this 258-nucleotide messenger RNA. Lineage: Eukaryota; Bacillariophyta; Bacillariophyceae; Naviculales; Naviculaceae. The record is from the annotation of a GenBank genome assembly.
AUGGUCGCUCCGUGGAAGCGGGAAGAAGGUGGAAGCAGGAAGAAGUCAUCGAUCGAACGAAAGAAGCUGUGGCUGUGGAGCUACCUUUAUCUUCGCGUCGUUUGCGUCAUGGUGGAUGGAAGCAAUUGUCGCUCCGUCAUCAUGGUCAGCAGUCAUCGGCCGCGAGAACGGAAGAAGUCAACAUGUUGCCUCUCCUCACCGAAUUUCAAACUAACCGACUGGCUUAUGAUCGAUCUUUCGCAAGAUUCAAAAUCGUGA